Molecule: messenger RNA, 6060 nt
Organism: Cricetulus griseus (Chinese hamster)
Lineage: Eukaryota; Metazoa; Chordata; Mammalia; Rodentia; Cricetidae
Source: RefSeq, a predicted model, not a curated record
GAGUGCCUGAUGGACGCAAGAAACUUCGAGGAAAGAAGAUGGCACCACUCAAAAUCAAGCUGGGGCUGCUGAGUGGAAAGAGGAAGAAGGCAGGCUCGUAUGUCCUUCAGGGUGACGAGGGCCCCGAUCCAGAAGCUGAGGAGUCAGACCUGGACAGUGGUAGCAUCCAUAGUGCCUCAGGCCGGCCUGAUGGCCCUGUCCGUGCCAAGAAACUGAAGCGAGGCCGGCCAGGAAGGAAAAAGAAGAAGGUCCUGGGCUGUCCUGCAGUGGCCGGGGAGGAGGAGGUUGAUGGCUACGAGACGGAUCACCAGGAUUACUGUGAGGUGUGCCAGCAGGGUGGGGAAAUUAUUCUGUGCGACACCUGCCCUCGUGCCUACCACCUCGUCUGCCUUGACCCUGAGCUUGACCGGGCUCCUGAGGGCAAAUGGAGCUGCCCCCACUGUGAGAAGGAAGGGGUACAGUGGGAGGCCAAGGAAGAAGAGGAAGAGUAUGAGGAGGAGGGGGAGGAAGGCGAGAAGGAGGAAGAGGAUGAUCACAUGGAGUAUUGCCGAGUGUGCAAGGAUGGUGGGGAGCUCCUUUGCUGUGAUGCUUGCAUCUCCUCCUACCACAUCCACUGUCUGAACCCCCCACUGCCUGACAUCCCCAACGGUGAAUGGCUGUGCCCACGAUGCACAUGUCCUGUGCUAAAGGGCCGUGUUCAGAAGAUCUUGCAUUGGCGAUGGGGGGAACCACCUGUGGCAGUGCCAGCACCCCAACAGGCAGACGGGAAUCCAGAUGUCCCACCCCCUCGUCCUCUUCAAGGCAGAUCAGAGAGAGAGUUCUUUGUCAAGUGGGUGGGACUGUCCUACUGGCACUGCUCCUGGGCCAAGGAGCUUCAGCUGGAAAUCUUCCACUUGGUAAUGUAUCGUAACUACCAACGGAAAAAUGACAUGGAUGAGCCCCCACCCCUGGACUAUGGCUCUGGUGAGGAUGAUGGGAAAAGUGACAAGCGCAAGGUGAAGGACCCUCACUAUGCUGAGAUGGAGGAGAAGUACUACCGUUUUGGUAUCAAGCCAGAGUGGAUGACUGUCCACCGUAUCAUCAAUCACAGUAUGGACAAAAAGGGGAAUUACCACUAUCUUGUGAAAUGGAAGGACUUGCCUUAUGACCAGUCUACAUGGGAGGAGGAUGAAAUGAACAUCCCUGAAUAUGAAGACCAUAAGCAAAGCUACUGGCGACAUCGUGAGCUAAUUAUGGGAGAGGACCCUGCACAGCCUCGAAAGUAUAAGAAGAAGAAGAAGGAGUUACAGGGAGAUCUGCCUCCCAGUUCACCUACUAAUGAUCCUACAGUGAAAUAUGAGACUCAGCCUCGGUUUAUCACAGCCACAGGAGGCACCCUGCACAUGUAUCAGCUGGAAGGGCUGAACUGGCUGCGCUUCUCAUGGGCCCAAGGCACUGACACAAUUCUGGCUGAUGAGAUGGGCCUGGGCAAGACCAUCCAAACCAUCGUCUUUCUCUACUCACUUUAUAAGGAGGGCCACACAAAAGGACCCUUCCUGGUGAGUGCUCCACUCUCUACCAUCAUCAACUGGGAACGGGAGUUCCAAAUGUGGGCACCCAAGUUCUAUGUGGUCACAUACACGGGUGACAAGGACAGCCGGGCUAUUAUUCGAGAGAAUGAGUUCUCCUUUGAGGACAAUGCCAUAAAAGGCGGGAAGAAAGCUUUUAAGAUGAAGAGAGAGGCUCAAGUGAAGUUCCAUGUUCUCCUGACAUCAUAUGAGCUGAUCACCAUCGAUCAGGCAGCGCUUGGCUCCAUCCGCUGGGCUUGUCUUGUGGUGGAUGAAGCUCAUCGCCUCAAGAACAACCAGUCCAAGUUUUUCAGGGUCCUCAAUGGCUACAAGAUAGAUCAUAAGUUGUUGCUGACGGGGACCCCACUGCAGAAUAACCUGGAGGAGCUCUUCCACCUUCUGAACUUCCUUACUCCAGAGAGGUUUAACAACUUGGAGGGCUUCCUGGAAGAGUUUGCUGACAUAUCCAAAGAGGACCAGAUUAAGAAACUUCAUGAUUUGCUGGGGCCACACAUGCUGCGGAGACUCAAGGCAGAUGUCUUUAAGAACAUGCCGGCCAAGACAGAGCUCAUUGUCCGAGUGGAGCUAAGCCCCAUGCAGAAGAAAUACUACAAAUACAUCCUAACUCGAAAUUUUGAGGCCUUGAAUUCUCGAGGCGGUGGGAACCAAGUGUCACUGCUCAACAUCAUGAUGGACCUUAAGAAGUGCUGUAACCACCCGUACCUCUUCCCUGUGGCUGCUAUGGAGUCUCCCAAACUCCCCAGUGGGGCUUAUGAGGGUGGGGCACUGAUUAAGUCAUCAGGGAAGCUCAUGCUGCUGCAGAAGAUGCUUCGAAAGCUGAAAGAACAAGGACACAGAGUGCUCAUCUUCUCACAGAUGACCAAAAUGUUAGACCUUCUGGAGGACUUCCUAGACUACGAAGGCUACAAGUAUGAACGCAUCGAUGGCGGUAUCACUGGUGCCCUUAGGCAGGAGGCCAUUGAUCGGUUUAAUGCUCCUGGUGCCCAACAGUUCUGCUUCCUUCUGUCCACCCGAGCUGGGGGCCUGGGCAUCAACUUGGCCACUGCUGACACUGUCAUCAUCUUCGAUUCUGAUUGGAACCCCCAUAAUGACAUCCAGGCCUUCAGCAGAGCCCAUCGAAUUGGCCAGGCCAACAAAGUGAUGAUUUACCGGUUUGUGACCAGAGCGUCUGUGGAAGAACGAAUCACACAGGUGGCUAAGAGAAAGAUGAUGCUGACCCAUCUGGUGGUGAGGCCUGGCCUGGGCUCCAAGGCCGGCUCCAUGUCUAAGCAGGAGCUGGAUGACAUCCUCAAAUUUGGCACCGAGGAGCUUUUCAAGGAUGAAAAUGAGGGGGAGAAUAAGGAGGAGGACAGCAGUGUGAUCCACUAUGACAAUGAAGCCAUUGCUCGACUGCUGGACCGAAACCAGGAUGACACCGAGGAUACUGACGUGCAGAACAUGAAUGAAUAUCUCAGCUCCUUCAAGGUGGCACAGUAUGUUGUGCGUGAAGAAGACAAGAUUGAGGAGAUUGAGCGAGAGAUCAUCAAGCAGGAGGAGAAUGUCGAUCCCGACUACUGGGAGAAGCUGCUGAGGCACCACUAUGAACAGCAGCAAGAAGACCUUGCCCGAAACCUAGGCAAGGGCAAGCGGGUCCGAAAGCAGGUUAACUACAACGAUGCCGCUCAGGAGGAUCAGGAUAACCAGUCAGAAUACUCGGUGGGUUCGGAGGAGGAGGACGAGGACUUUGAUGAGCGUCCUGAAGGGCGUCGACAGUCAAAGAGGCAGCUCCGAAAUGAAAAGGACAAGCCGCUGCCUCCACUGCUGGCUCGAGUUGGGGGGAACAUUGAGGUUUUGGGAUUCAAUACCAGACAGCGGAAGGCCUUCCUUAAUGCUGUGAUGCGCUGGGGCAUGCCACCGCAGGAUGCUUUCACCACACAGUGGCUAGUGCGCGACCUGAGGGGCAAGACUGAGAAAGAGUUCAAGGCCUAUGUGUCUCUGUUCAUGCGCCAUCUAUGUGAACCUGGGGCAGAUGGUUCUGAAACCUUUGCUGAUGGGGUCCCUCGGGAGGGGCUGAGUCGCCAGCAGGUGUUGACCCGCAUUGGAGUCAUGUCUCUCGUCAAGAAGAAGGUGCAAGAAUUUGAGCAUAUCAAUGGACGCUGGUCAAUGCCGGAGCUAAUGCCUGACCCCAGUGCUGACUCCAAGCGCUCUUCCAGGGCUUCCUCUCCAACCAAAACAUCUCCCACCACUCCUGAGGCUUCUACUACCAACAGUCCUUGCACCUCUAAACCUGCUACUCCUGCUCCAAGUGAGAAAGGAGACAGCGUAAGGACACCUCUUGAGAAGGAUGACACUGAAAACCCAGAAGAGAAGCCAGAGAAGAAUAGCAAAAUGGGGGAAAGGAUGGAGACAGAGGUUGAUUCUCCCAGCCCAGCCCCAUCACUUGGAGAACGACUAGAACCACGGAAGAUUCUGUUAGAGGAUGAAGCACCAGGGGUGCCUGGAGAGGUGGAGUCUGAACCUGGGUACCGAGGAGACAGAGAGAAGUCUGCCUCAGAGCCAACACCAGGAGAAAGGGGGGAGGAGAAACCGUUGGAUGUACAGGAACACAGGGAGAGACCGGAUGGGGAAACAGGGGAUUUGGGCAAGAGAGCAGAGGAUGUAAAAGCAGAGCGGGAGCUUCGACUUGGGCCUCCUCGAGAUGAGCCACGGUCCAAUGGGCGCCGUGAGGAAAAGGUGGAGAAGCCGAGGUUCAUGUUCAAUAUUGCCGAUGGUGGUUUCACAGAGCUGCACACGCUGUGGCAGAACGAAGAAAGGGCAGCCAUUUCCUCGGGGAAACUCAAUGAGAUCUGGCACCGAAGACAUGAUUAUUGGCUUCUGGCUGGGAUCGUCCUUCAUGGCUAUGCCCGGUGGCAAGACAUCCAGAACGAUGCUCAGUUUGCCAUUAUCAACGAACCAUUCAAAACUGAAGCCAAUAAGGGGAACUUCCUGGAGAUGAAAAAUAAAUUCCUGGCCCGGAGGUUCAAGUUCUGAACCAGCUGGAGGAGUUGCUGAGCGACAUGAAGGCGGAUGUGACCCGCCUGCCAGCCACGCUGUCCCGAAUACCCCCCAUCGCAGCCCGCCUUCAGAUGUCAGAGCGCAGCAUCCUCAGCCGGCUGGCCAGCAAGGGCACAGAGCCUCACCCCACACCGGCCUUUCCCCCGGGUCCUUACGCCACACCACCGGGAUACGGGGCAGCCUUCAGCGCCGCACCCGUAGGGGCCCUGGCCGCCGCAGGCGCCAAUUACAGUCAGAUGCCUGCAGGGUCCUUCAUCACAGCCACCACCAACGGCCCUCCAGUGCUGGUGAAGAAAGAGAAGGAAAUGAUGGGGGCGUUGGUGUCAGACGGGCUGGAUCGGAAGGAACCCCGAGCAGGGGAGGUGAUUUGUAUAGACGACUGACUGGAUCUCAGGCCUGCCCUUCACCUAGGCCCCGACCCCGGAGCCGACCCACAUCUCAGGCCUUGGGGCCUGCUGCCAACCCUCCACCUUCCCCACCCCUUGGGCCACCACUGGGCUAGGAGCCCUUUUGCCCCUCUAUAACUUCUCCCUCAAAAAGGACCCCUAUCUCUCUCCGCCUCCACACACCUUUCCCACCAAACCUUGAAGACUGUGCUGGUGUGAAGAGGUCUGGGUGGGAGAUGGUUAGCAGGGUCUUCCAAGUACCCUUAUUCCUCACCACCAAAUACACGGCUUCCCACUAAAUGAUUGUCAGGACGGAAGAGGUGGAGCCCUCAGUCCUUCCCUGCAGUAUCACCUCCGCCUCCUUCAAAAGUGGGGGUUACCCUUGCCUGGCCUUUAGGAACUUUUGUGAGGAGAAGAGCAACAAAAAGCAGGAGAACUGCAUCACAGAGGGAUGAAAAUAGCAUCGGGAUUAAAAAGGGGAGAGGAGGGGUGGCGGCUUGUCACCACCCCCGCCUCUUCCGGAUGGAGGGUGCAGCAGCUACAAGAGAGGGAGUUGAUUGCUGUUGCGCCUCACCUCCUGUGUACCAGCAUCUUGUAUUAGGAACAUUUCUCCUCCCUGGGGACCAAGGACCACCCCUACAUAACGGUUGGGUGAUACUCCCUCAAGCCAAAGAGGAGCUCCCCGACCUGUUCUAGGAAACCUAGAAAGGGUGGGAGAGAAUACAGAGGGCCAGACUUGGGGGCAGAUCUCCACUCUGGGGCUCAGGUUUCUGGGGGACUUAAAUCCUCCCUCCUCAAGGCCUGGAUACAGACUAAAUUUGAGUAAGUCAUGCCAGGGGCCUAGUCAGGAGACUACCUUGCCUGUGGGACCAGAGCAACAUAGUGGAUAACAGGCUAGGGAGAUAUGGGCACAUUCCCCCUCCACGGAGGGGCUGGGGAGGGGCAGUUUGCAUGGGAACCCCCACUUCCUCCUUGCUGCCCCUUUCCCAGGCUUGGCUCCCACUCCUGGUCUGUCCCAAUCCCCUCUUCUGUAUCAGGUUAUCGGUUGUACAUAUAAAUUAUACUUUCCUUUC